Messenger RNA from Phytomonas sp. Hart1, 689 nucleotides. NCBI's taxonomy places the organism in Eukaryota, Euglenozoa, Kinetoplastea, Trypanosomatida, Trypanosomatidae. The record is from the annotation of a GenBank genome assembly.
UUUUAAUUUAUACCUCAGUUAUUUAUCACUUUAACCAAGAGUAGAAUUCGUCAGAACUCUAUCGCUUCUAAAGCAUUUCAAUGGCCUGCAUCUGUGGUAUUAUCUCCCUAAUUGUACAGUUUGCUGUACUUGGCCUUGUUUUGGCUGGUAUCCUCCUUGAUGAGUUUCGUCCGAGAAAUGCCGAUCAAUACCCCGACAAAGGUAAGUUCUAUAUUACAUUAUGGGGUGUCAAAGAUAACCUUUACAAGCAUAAUUAUAAAUAUAAGCCAUCCGAUCUAUGGUCCGAAUGUUCUAGCCGCGUAAAUCAUUUUAAAAUAGCUGCAUGCAUGGCUAUCAUAGCUGUUAUUAUUGCAGUAGUCAGAACCUUGUUGGGAAUCUUACACACCUGCUGCUGUUGUAUCUGUGUUUGUAUAAUUUUACCUAUUGUGAGCAGUGUCGGAACUGUGGCAGGCGCAAUUUCUAUAGGUUACAUGUUGUUUGACUAUAAAAAUUUCAUUACGAUUUCUGAUGUACCUCUUGUCAAAAAUUAUAUUAACAACCCCCUCAAUCAAUGCGUGAAACUUGAGAUUUAUACUGGUCCAUUAGGACUAUACAAAGAUGGCAUGGAAAUAGGGUUGGGGUUAAAAUUGUUUAUUGCAGGUUGUGCGUUAAACACAUUGAAUAUUUCGAUUGCUUCUAUUCCACUAUAA